Messenger RNA from Lottia gigantea (owl limpet), 1122 nucleotides. RefSeq lists its product as hypothetical. The record is from RefSeq and is a predicted model, not a curated record. The transcript has 2 exons. The coding region runs from base 1 to 1122 and encodes 373 amino acids. Lineage: Eukaryota; Metazoa; Mollusca; Gastropoda; Lottiidae.
AUGACGCUGGACUGUGAACGUAAGGGUAUUACUAAAACACGGAAACAUGGUUCACGUUGUAAGGAAGUCCUUCUUCUUGCAGAAAUGGCUGAUUCAAUCCUUCGAGCAGUAGAAUGUUGGAAAUGCAACAAAGUGUUCCAGACAGCAAGAGACAGGAAGAACCAUAUGGGUAACACUGACCAUAGUUGCUUGCGGGUGAUGUGUCCCUUUUGCUCUAGGGAAAGACUAUGUAGAAGAUCUACACCGGAGCUGAGAGAUCACGUGAAGAAAGAGCAUGCGAGAAAAUUUGAAGACAUGCCAAAAGAUUUCUUCGGAGAGGGCAAUGGAUUCUGGUUAGCCAUGUACCCUGAGGACUUUGCCAAGCUAAUAAAACCGCCAGAAAGAAGAAGCAGAAGCUGCUACGGAGGUCAGGGAACUGGUGAGGAGGACUGGGAGACUGGUUGGGAGUUCUCUUCCAUUAACCCCUCCUACCGGAAGAGAGCCAGGUCAUCGUCGUUGGUUUGCGAAAGCCGUUUAGUUCCGAAUUACCAGCCUCAAACAACCAAGAAAGUUAAAGCCUAUGACCCUGAAAGGCCGGAGUUGCCUGUGCCGGAUAUCAGUGUGAACGGUGUUGCAGUUAAGCAGGGCGGUUUUGAGACUAUUUUCUCUGACCAGGAACAUACUUUGUGGUUUACUGCCUCCGUAUCCGCCGACCUAACAUCGGAUCCAAGAGGCAUGGAUGGCUUCGCUACUCCGGAAGAUGACGAUACCACCACCAGCUGGAUUUCGCUGCCCUUCAAGAAUGGUGCCGUUAGCUUUUGUGGAGUUGAACUCCUCGGAAUUUCGCCUCGCUUCCUACUCCAAGUGAAACGAGGGCAUUCCGUGGCAUUCACCUCCGCCAGGAAGACGUCCACCUCUACAGCCACCAGUGAUGAGGUUUUGGAAGGAGCUAGGCCAAGUGCUGUCCCUGAUCCAAACAGCCAGAGCCCGGAAGUUGAUCUGAACACUUUUCAGGAUAACUUUUCACAGGCCAGCCUCGCUGAAUCGGCUACUAUCAUCCUGGAAGCAGUGGAUGUGGAGGAAAGACAGCAAGUCCUCGAUAUAUUAAGAAGUGAUGUUGAUGAUUUAAUGCCAAUACUCUAG